This is a messenger RNA of Siniperca chuatsi (mandarin fish), 8505 nucleotides long. It is a transcript of the gene gramd1bb, whose product is annotated as GRAM domain containing 1Bb. Gene Ontology annotation, cellular component: plasma membrane; endoplasmic reticulum membrane; endoplasmic reticulum-plasma membrane contact site. Gene Ontology annotation, biological process: intracellular sterol transport. Gene Ontology annotation, molecular function: sterol transfer activity; sterol binding. The transcript is spliced from 25 exons. Lineage: Eukaryota; Metazoa; Chordata; Actinopteri; Centrarchiformes; Sinipercidae. The coding region runs from base 1134 to 3941 and encodes 935 amino acids. The record is from RefSeq and is a predicted model, not a curated record.
AUUUAAUAGGCUACCAAAUACACCCUGAUAUAACAGAUAGCCUACUACAUUUCAUGAAUAAUGAUAUCAUAAAUUAUGGAAAGUAAAAAAAAAAAAAAAACAGGUCGAUCUCGCGCAGCACUCAGGCCACUAAGAGGUUAAAAGAAGGGAGGUCAUUUGUGGUGUUUGGUCAGACACUGAUAGGUCACCGCUCAGUGGUCUGCUCUCUGCGGCUCUCAUCCGUGAAGUAACGGGCUGCGGGUCUCCGCCUCCAAGAUGCACUGAUUUGAGUUUGCCAGACAACGCAGCCGAGCUCACUGGAUUCGUUUUACCUGUCAGCAUGGAUGAGUGUCGUGCAUGACGUUAUCCUCUGGGUUUGGCGGUGUGAGUCUAGUGGACGGACAAGUUUGUGGAAGUUGGCGAGGUCGACUCGAAGGCAUCGACUGCGUGGAGACAGCGACACACUGACUGGCACAAGACGGACCUCACCCUCCAGCAUGGGCACAACCCGGGCCGACAGUGUCUUCCUUUGCUUCAGCAACUUUAAAAUGAGCACAAAGUGACUACAAACAACCACCCAGCCUUUACACAACAUCAGCAUCAAUAUUCAGGGGCUGACAGUUGGUGCCUUCCUCUUUAGCAUUAGCAACAGCAGCUAAGGUAACAGCUUUGGCAGCUUGAACAGUAGCAUAGCCAAUGUGUAAGAGAGUGUGUGUGUGUAACUUGGCCUGCCAGUCCCUGGGGAGGACCAGCAAAGGAGUUGUGUUACACUCCCUGACAGGCCUUAUACAUGUUUCAUCUGCUGCUCUCAGAAAAGAAGCCCCCUUUGUUAUCUAAUCCAGCCCUCCCCUCUCCAGCCUGAGAGACUGGGUUUACUGCCACUAGACUGCUCUUCACAGUCUGUCAGCCAGCCACUGAACUACAUAUCAACCAACAGCUGAAGAGCAACAGAAGGACUUGGUUGGGCUGAGGUCCACCAAAGAUUGUCAAGAAUCUAAAUUGUGCCUCAUCUCUUCAGCACUAAACCUCAACUUUUCUGUAGCUAAAAGCCUUCAAGCUGCAGAAUUGCAGAAUUUGCAAUUCUUGUAACCAAGGAUCUAAAAAAACAAGAGCUUUAGUGGUUGUAUUUGCAUUUUAGAAAGCUAGUCAGGAGCAUGAGUGACAGUCUUAGACCCCCUUCGCUCCAGGUGAGCGUCCCAAACGAUGCCCCGGCAUACUCAGACGGAGGAAGCAACGCCGUGUCAGAUGGCUCCAUGCGAUCCAGCUCCUCAACCCCGACGCUCCGCCGCAAGCGCUUCAAAAUGCGGCGCAUGAGGAACGUGCCCAGCGAGAAGGAGAUCGAAAGGGGGCGGCUAACUGUCGGUCACCUCACGGCCCGAUCCCGCUCCGGCUCCAAGGAGUACCUCCAGUUGCCUUCCAUUGAGAUCACGCCAUCCAGCGAUGAAGACGUCCCCUCUUCCUGGUCGCGCUGCUCCACGCCAAGUGCCUCUCCGCGACGUAAGCGUUUCCUGUUGAGGAAGUGGCUGAAGGUCCGAGAGAAGAAGGAACAAGGCAGUGAGAGCAGCAGCCAGCAGAGCAGUCAGCAAAGCAGCCUGCAGAGCAGCCAUGAAGAUGACAACACUCGCUUCUUGACUCCAUUAAUCAGAGAGGAGAGGUCUGACAGUGCAGCGGACAAAAUCAGCACUGCCAGUAACUCAAACAAGAGCACGCCUGCCUGCUCACCAGUCCUGCGCAAACGCUCGCGCUCUCCCACACCGCAGAGCCAGGAGGGUGAGAAUAUGGUCGAGAAGGGUUCAGACCACUCCUCUGACAAAUCCCCCUCUACGCCUGAGCAGGUUGUCCAGAGAACAUACUCCCUGCAGUCAGCAAGAAGUGGGGGAAAGAACUCAAAGUCUCACAAGCGACUUUCCAAAUAUGACAGACUAAACCUGAUUAAAAAGAGCCAAAGCUGGUACAACCAUGAAAGACAACACAUCCUGAGAGUGCUGAGCCCGACGUACAAGCAGCGCAAUGAGGACUUUAGGAAACUCUUCAAGCAGCUCCCUGACACAGAGAGACUCAUUGUGGACUACUCCUGUGCUCUUCAACGGGACAUCCUCCUGCAGGGACGACUCUACCUCUCUGAGAACUGGAUCUGUUUCUAUAGCAACAUCUUCCGCUGGGAAACACUGCUGACAGUGCGGCUAAAGGACAUCUGCUCAAUGACAAAAGAGAAGACUGCCCGCCUCAUUCCCAAUGCCAUCCAGGUCUGCACAGACACUGAGAAGCACUUUUUCACCUCAUUUGGAGCCAGGGACAGGACUUACAUGAUGAUGUUCAGACUGUGGCAGAAUGCACUGCUGGACAAGCCCUUGUGCCCCAAAGAACUGUGGCACUUCGUUCAUCAGUGCUAUGGCAACGAGCUCGGCCUAACCAGUGACGAUGAGGACUAUGUUCCCCCUGAUGACGACUUCAACACCAUGGGGUUCAGUGAAGAGAUUCCCAAUGAAGAGAAUGAGAUCAACAAUGACAACUUGUCUAAGAGCAGCGCUGAGGCCAAGCCUGAGGGGAGCCCUCCUCUGCUACAAAAGAAGGUCGUCCCAAACAGCACCAUCCCCAGCCCAGGCAACCAUGACACACCCAUCACAUUUGACCUCCCAGCAGAAGAGUAUGCAGACUGCCUACCAGACGGCGAGCUGCUUGCUGUGCCACUGGUGGUGGAAGAGAGGAACAAUGAUACCAGCGGGCCUGGUGGCCCUGUCCCCUCACCCUCUCUGGACUUCAACGACAACGAAGACAUCCCCACUGAGCUCAGUGACUCCUCCGAAACACACGACGAGGGUGAAGUACAGGCCUUCCAUGAGGAUCUGAAUGGCAGGCAGUACAUCAAUGAGGUCUACAAGUUCAGUGUGGACAAACUUUAUGACAUCCUCUUCACAGAGUCGCAAUUCAUGAGUGACUUCAUGGAACAGAGACGAUUCUCAGAUGUGGUGUACCACCCGUGGAAGAAGGAGGAGGCUGGGAACCAGACCAGAGAGAUCCUGUACACCAUCUCGCUGUCCAACCCCCUGGCCCCCAAAACAGCCACAGUCACUGAGACACAGACUCUGUACAAAGCCAGUCAGGAGAGUGAGUGUUACAUCAUCGACGCUGAGGUCAUCACACAUGACGUGCCCUACCACGAUUACUUCUACACUCUCAAUCGCUACAUGCUCACCAGGGUGGCCAAGAACAAGUGUCGGUUACGGGUAUCGACAGAGCUGCGCUACAGGAAACAGCCGUGGGGGCUGGUGAAAGGCUUCAUAGAGAAAAACUUCUGGAGCGGGUUAGCAGAGAACUUCCGCCAUCUAGAGUUGGAGCUGUCCAAGCUGGAGGAGCUCCUGACCGAGUCCCACCAGCUGUCUCCGAAGGCCAAGGUGGUGAAAAACUCCACGGUGAGGCGGAAGAAGAGGCCACUCCCCCACAUGCGCAGCCAGCAUCUGGACGAGGCGCUCAGCCCCGUUACCACGCCGACGGAUGAGGAAGUGAUUCAGAGGAUCAAACAAGUGGCAGGCUCCACACAAACCAGACACCAGAGUCCAGAACACCACCACCUGCCCGGAGGCUUCGCUCUGUACAGCGUCUCCAAACUGCUGCUCAUCAUCAGCUUUGUGAUCUGUCUAAGCCUGGUCCUGCUGGUGUUCCUCAACAUGAUGCUCUUCUACAAGCUGUGGAUGCUGGAGUACUCUGCACAGUCCUUAACAACCUGGCAAGGUCUACGGCUUCAUGAAAGUAAAUUGCCUCAGACGCAGAUGGAGUGGGCCCAGCUCCUGGAGGCGCAGCAGCGUUACCAUGACGCCGAGCUGCAGAAGUGGAGGGAGAUUAUCAAGUCGUCAGUAGUGCUGCUAGACCAGAUGAAAGAUUCUUUAUUGAACCUUCAGCGAGGCAUUGGUUUAAGGGACUACAGCUCCGAGGCUGAAGAGAAGCGAAGUCGCUAUCACUGACACACCACCACAAGGCCAUGAGGGCAUGCUGUGCAAUAUAGGACCUGUUUUGUUUUCGAACCAGUAUGCAGGCAGCAGCAAGACAGAGAGAGGGAGGACAGAGGGGAAGGCGGGACCAACAGUGAGCUGGUCCAAUAGACACAAAAAGAGGAACAGUCGUCUCCAGCGCACAGAGGUUAAAACCCCCAGGAGGAGGAAAUCAUAGACAGAAAGUGCCCCUACCACACACAGGAACUGAGGUGUCCCCAACGUCACUGAGGCAUUGUGGGAAGGUGCGAGACUUGCUCCUUCUCUAACCUGUGGGAUAACCGUUUCCUUCUACUCUCUUUCUUUCCAAGUGCAUCCUACCAUAAGCCAUGUUGACCAGACAGUGGCAGAGAGAAAGAAGGAAAACUAAUGCAUGCAUUUAGACAACCUAGCUCCCCUCAGUCAGUGUUAAUGUGGUCCAGUUCCAGUCUAUGUGUGUCCAAAAAAAGAAGAACAGGAGAAAAGGAGAGAUCGAGUCAAAGAAAGGGGGGUCCUUUCGAGUCUUAAUGGCUUUCUACACUCUCUAGACUGUUCCAAACCAAUCGUCCCCUAGAGGUCUUUGCUGCAGCGUCCCUUUAGUAAACCUCCAUGUGAUCAGAGUACAGUAUCGUCCCCCAACCAAAAAGGAAAAGAAGUGUUGCAGCUGGGAGCUCAGCUUCGGUGCUCAGUCCCUAUUGCCUUGUUUGAACCUGGCCUGUAUGGUCUCUGUCAGGGCUGGUUCCCUGUCAGACAGUUGUGUUGAAAUAUUUAUUAGUAGAAUCUUAAGAUUGAUGAGACCUAAGCCAGUAUUUUUAACCUUAUACACAAUUCACAUCAUCAGUUGCCCCUGCCACAGUGUUAGCUACCUUACAUUGCAUUAUACCUCAUCCUUCUAAUAAAGUAGAAUGUAUUAGCCUGGACAAAAAGGCCAGACUUUGAUCACAACUUAUUAAUCUUUGAAAAAGGGAUGCUGCUGCCAGACUAAUAGGGAGACCUUUGUUCUUACAUGUUUUAUUACUAAACUGUGACUAUAUCUCUUUAAAAAUGUUUCAAAUUAGAAAGAAUUCUAUGAAUAUAUUUGAAAUAUAUAAGAAUAUUUCAUUAUUUAAUAUAUAUAUAUUUCAAAAUAUAUAAACAUUACCUAUAUUUAUUGUUAAUUUAUGUACAUAAAGAAAUUAUCAGAGCUCUAGACCAGUUAAAGAAUUUCUAACAAAAAGUGUUUUCUUCUAAAAAUGCAUGCCAGAUAUGUCUGUGACAUGUCCAGUGUGCAAGUAUGAUUCUGCAUUCGCGCGAUUAUCUUCGCGCAUGUGUGUGAGAGUGUGUGUGAGUGCGUGCAUGCGUGCGUGCGUGUGCGCACAAGUGUGUGCUGUAAAGUGUGACAUUUUUACCAUUCCACACUUGUAUGUUUCUUAAUUUUUCUUUUCUGGCUCCUGCAGCCAGACUGCCUUUUUUAAUGCUAAUGCAUUUGGAUGUCGCCUUGCAUUAGCCAUAACCAGGGUACAGUUUACAAUCGAAGAGUUUUGUUCCAAAAUGACAUAUCCAACAUUUGAAAACAAAGUUAUACCUACUUUUACAAAAUAAUUGAUUGCUUAAACUAUGAAUUAAUGCCACAUACUAAGUAGCUUAAUUCCAUGGUUGACAAAGGGAAGAAGACAGACUUGAGCAUCUAAAGUUUUAAUAUUGAAUGAUGAUCUUUCUCUUGUAAAUGGAUAUAUAACAUUUUGGAGAUGAACCCUUCAUCUGCCCUCUGUGAGCAACUCUUUGUCCAUGUCACCACAUUAGUGGCUUGACGACUCUUUGCUAAAAGGAAUAGUUUGACAUUUUGAGAAAUUCCCUUUCUUGCCAAGAGUUAGAUGAGAAGAUUGCUACUACUCUCAUGUUUGUACGUUAAAUAUGAAGCUACAGCUAGCAGCCGGUUAGCUAGCUUAGCAAGCCAUUUCCCCGUUUCCUGUGUUCAUGCUAAGAUAACCAUCUCCUGGCUCUACUGGCCAGCCGCCAGUUAGCUUAGCUUACCUCUUAAUAUGACACAAUAACGAGACCUUUCAAAGGGUUUUGUGUUCUCAGCAAUGUUUUUUUCCAUAGGUCAAAUGUUUAAUGUAUGUUUCCCUGGAUCAAUAUGUUGAAAUCACCCACCUACAGCUUAUAGCCUACUGAUUUUAUACUCAAAUUUGCGAGCAAGUUUUCUUGACUUUAGACAUUGACAUCUCCACCCAGUGGCUGAACAGCUUUUUACCAUUCAAACUGCAUUUGAAACAUCCAUCUCCCAUUGUUCUUUUGCAAAUUGCACUGCAAAGAUAGCCCUUAGCGAUCUCUUACAAUGUUAGUUUAUAUCAAGAGACACACAUGCUGGGAACAUAAGAAUGAGCCCGUCUGUAUGUUUCCCCCUUUUUCCCAUUCUUUAUGCUAAGCUAACUAUCUCCUGGCUCUAGCUUCAUAAUUACCCUGCAGAAAGAAAGCAAAUAAGCAUAUUUCCCAAAAUGCUGCUACUUCAACCCAUAUUAUACUCUCCCUUCCCCCAUUUGAAGUGUCUGUCUUGGAUGCAAAGAAAGCAUGAGAAUUAACUUUACGUAACUAAAUUGAACCAAAAGAAAGAAGUAGAAAUGUACCUUCACGAGUUAUCAUGUUGAUUUAUAUUAAGUAUUUAUCAUGUAUGUCAUGUAUUAUCUAUAUACUUGAUCAGGUGCGGUAAAGAACAUCUCUUAAGAGUUUGUCAACAGAGACCCCUGACAGCUGACAGACUUCAGCGAUGAAAGCACUUCCAAAAAUAAGAAAAACUUCCUUGUGUUUAAAGAAAAAAGGAAAAGUGAAGCACUUUAAGGCCUUUUCAGGUUAAGUAUGAAAGAAAGAAAUGGCAGCGGUUUAGUUUGGAGGGGAAUGGAGGGCUGAGGAAAUUCUUUCUAAUUUGUGUUUCAGUUAAUUUGACAAUCACACGGGUGAUUUUACAACUUCCAAACUCAUUAGAAAAAGCUGGAUUUUAAUCCUGCUAAUUUGUUUCUGCUCAAAAAUAGUGUUGUGCAUUAUUCUAUUUAAUGUGAUUACAUGUGAAUCUCUUUCAAUUUCACAUCCCAAAGCGCAAUCUACGACUGACACUUGUCUAUUUCAGGGCAAGGCAAGGAUGAAUGAUUUGUAUGAGGGAAAAGGUAUCUUUACUGUGUGCCUGCAUGGCGUGUUACUGACUGACUUUAUCUGAAACAGCAGAAAAGUUUCAGGACCUGACCCCUGCUGUGUGUGUGUAUAUUACAUUUGAAGAAGGCACUGAGUAAUGAUAACACAUGGAAACCUUAAGACCUGAAUGUGAAUGGUUGAAAAUGUUUUCUGUUUUAUAGAAAUCACUUUCACAAUCCUGAACACUGAAAGAUUAUAGUGAAGUUAUGCUUCAUGUAUGUGAUGGUACAGAAAUGUCAUAUAUGUGAAAAUGUGAAUGAAAUGCUUUAAAGUGUUUGUUUUUCAAAAUGUAUGACGAAAUUGAUUUUUCUUUUUCAGAUGCUUGAAUUAAAUGUUUUGUUUUGUUUAGAAAUUACAAACAUUCAAAUAUUGUUUAGCAGGAGACACGGCAAAUGCUUGGUAGUUUUACUCCCCAACUCUGGAUUUAUUGACACCUGAUUUUAAUCAGGACACUGAAAUUUUAUUUACUGUGAAAUAAUUUAUAGUGACAGACAAGUUUGAACAAGAACAGCUGUAAAACACACAUCCUCCUCAGUCCAUAUUAAAUAUUCACUCGGGCCUCCAAGAAUCUGUCACAGCAGACUUGCAUUUAUUUUCAUCAAUCUCCACAAUUAUGCAAAUUAAGUAUUUUUUCAUCAUUCCCUUCGAAACUCCUUGUUUCGCAUUGCUACAAACAAAUUUAACUUAAACAAAUCUAAGCUGCGAUUUCUCACAGAUAACACCUGUUAGUUGUUUUUUUCUUUUUUGUAUUCAGUCUUUCUUUUCUAGUGUGCACUCACAGUUAUCUGCGUUACACAAAUGAUUGUAUGAUUGCUGUCGCUGCACAGCUGUGGAACCAAGGUGACCCCGAGAGUUCUGGAUGCCACCGUUUUGUCACUGGCAACUAACAAAUUGUGCUUCAUUGACUGUAUUAAUUGGCCUUUGCCUUGCUGUCACAGAGCCAGCGAGACAUUAGUGCCACCAAUGCAACACAGCACUAACAGCCUUGGUUAACACGCACGUUAGGAAUCACACACAACCUUCUAAAAUCAACCAGUGAUCAAACUCAUAGCAAAUGCUCUUCUUCGAGUGUGUCUUGAUAAAAUUUGUCCUGGUGUAGUUCUGUUCAAAAAGAAUUCUACUGUAUGUUUUUUUUAGAAAAUGUUUUGAUCUCUAGAGAGACUUUUAGUGAAAUUUAUACAUGAGAUAAAUAUACUGUACGUAUAUGUUGUGUAUAUCUGCAGUGUGCACACACACACACACACACACAUUGACAAAAGAAUCCAACCUGCGCUGCGCGUAGGUUUUGACUUGCCGAUGAUUUUGCCUCAUAGAGACUGAAGAUGGAAGUGGCUUUCUGGUUCAUGUGAAGUAGAGAUUGGAAGUAUGAAUAAAAAAAUAUAUAAUAUACAAA